Peronospora farinosa is the source of this 1002-nucleotide messenger RNA. NCBI's taxonomy places the organism in Eukaryota, Oomycota, Peronosporomycetes, Peronosporales, Peronosporaceae. The record is from the annotation of a GenBank genome assembly.
AUGCAUUCUCUUGCCAAGUUUCUCGCCACCCGCGUCGUCAUGUCCAGUAACUCUCGACACGUUUUCCAGCAUCAGUGCAUUCGUCAAUGCAUCGUAUUCUUCAGUUCCUCGAGUCCACCGGAGAUGGGUAAACGAUUGACUCUUGUCGAGAUGGCAGAGCGUCGUGCCAAGCGAGUCAAACGUAAAUUUGUCAAUAAAGACGACGUAAAGGAAGAGAAGAGCGUUGCAUUGUUUAUUGAAGGCUCAGUGCGGUACUAUCACCGUCAUUAUGUGAUUGUGGAGUCCCGGAGCACAGACCCGAACUCGUGGCCACCCAAUCUUGAGCAGACACCGGAACACAUUCUAAGCUCGUAUAUGAGUGCGUUAUUAAAGCUCUACGAUGGCGACAUUGUUAAGGCGAGAAAGAGUCCGUUACUUAUGACGGCAGCCAUUCCAUAUAUGAGCAUGUACAGUGGUGGACUGCAAGAUGAAGCAGAAAAGUCUGUAAAGAGUGUACAAGAAGGUGCACACGAUGUUCUCGUGUUUCCUGAUGCUCUUCGGGUCCACAAUGUCAUUCCUUCGCAGAUUUCUAAGCUGGUGAGCAAGGCUUUGGAGAAAGACUUUGACCUCGUUGCGUUCCUGGAACGAAAAAACUUGCAAUACACGCGUAUGGAGGAAGGCUAUUACAUGAUGGUAUGCGGUCAUGCUGCACGAGAUGAGCGUUGUGGAUGCAAAGGUCCGGAAUUGCUGCAGUGGUUAAAAGAGUUGGCAUCAAAUGGUAAGAAACCAUUAAACUUGUGGACAUCCAGUCAUUAUGGAGGUCACCGCUAUGCAGCAUCCUGCAUUGUGUACCCAAGUGGCGACUGGUUUGGUCUCCUGAAUGAUAAAAACAAGGCAAAGAAAAUGCUCGAUGCUAUGAAUGACGAGGAUCCAUUACAAGUGUAUGAGCUAUGGCGUGGUCGUAUGGCUCUUACACCACAAGAUAUGCAUCAAGCUGUGAUAAAACGAGUUAAAGGUGGUUAA